Messenger RNA from Clunio marinus, 192 nucleotides. NCBI's taxonomy places the organism in Eukaryota, Metazoa, Arthropoda, Insecta, Diptera, Chironomidae. The record is from the annotation of a GenBank genome assembly.
AUGACUCUUCAAUCAUCCAAUUUGAAUCUUAUCCCACCCAAAACAACCGAAAACAAACAAGGACACACAGAAAACAUUUUUAAACAAAUUACCGUAUUAAAGAAAUCCGACAGUCGACGUUUAUGCGUCACAUCACAUAUUGAUAAAUCUCUUCCUUACACCUACAAUCUAGCUUAUGGAACUUGCAACUAG